Molecule: messenger RNA, 3181 nt
Organism: Xenia sp. Carnegie-2017
Lineage: Eukaryota; Metazoa; Cnidaria; Anthozoa; Malacalcyonacea; Xeniidae
Product: apoptosis-resistant E3 ubiquitin protein ligase 1-like
Biological process (GO): proteasome-mediated ubiquitin-dependent protein catabolic process; protein polyubiquitination; positive regulation of protein catabolic process
Molecular function (GO): protein binding; ubiquitin-protein transferase activity
Source: RefSeq, a predicted model, not a curated record
CCGGCUACAACAAAGGAGCCUGAAAAAUUUGUGGUAUUAUGGAAUAGACAAUGAUUUUGAGGUGUCACAAGCAAAAAUUAUUGAUUCAUUAAUGCCAUGAAUUUUAUCAUAAUUGCACAUCAUAAGAUGGUAUCUCGAAAUGGAUCGCCGUAAUUUUAGAAACCGCAAUGAACCCACAAGAUGGCCAUUUCUGGCUUUUAUGACUGUUGUGGCUUGUCUAAUUUAUCGUAAUGUAAUUACUUCUGUCGAAGAUAAAAAAUUAGAGGAUAAUUGUCUUUUGUGGUUGAAGAGUAAUGGUUUGUCUUUCAUGGUCGACCUGCUUGAGAAAAAAGAAGGUAUUGGAUCAUUUGUUGACAUUCUACAAAUAGACAUUGAAAAGUUAGCUAAACAACACAAAGUCACAAUCACGGAAAGAGAUAAAUUUGUUAAGAAACGAAAGGCUUUAACCAUUGAAACAAAUAAAGUGGAAAAAUGGCUCAAAGACAAAGGUUUAGAGAUAUAUGCUUCAGGUUUUUAUGAACUGGGUUAUGUCAAUAUUGCACGAAUUUGCAAUGAAAUGCAGGCAACUGAAAUCAAAGAUGUGAUUCAAAAGAAAGAUGGAUCAUUUUCAGAUUAUCAAUCCCUUCUUACUGCACUCAAUGAACUAAAAAAUGACUCAAAUAUCUGGUUGAUUGUUUCUGUUUUCUAUUUCAUACUGUCUUCUGCGAGCUACAUUUUCAAAUUGCUACUUUCUUUGUUUAUUCUCCUAAUUGGCUAUCAACUUUAUUGUGGGACCUUGGCUCAUUACCAUAGAUACCGGUACCAAUUGUAUAAUUUAUCAUUUUCUAAUUUCAUUGGUUAUUGUUGGGAUGCAAGUUCUUGUAAGGUUGAGUGGUUACAAAAUGAUGAUGUUGUUGGCUGUACUGCAUCUUUCAUCAUUAAGCUAUACCGUCGUGCGUGGUUUUUUCCAUAUAAAAUAAGAGGUGAUGAAAAUGUCCAUGUUGAAAUACGUAACAAGAAAGGCGUUGAGGCGUUUCUCAAAGAGCGUUAUGAUAAACGUAGAAACGCUUACCUGGUGACAUUUUUUCCAAAGAUUUCUGGUGUUUACACUAUAUCAAUUUUAUUAAACGGUCAACGUAUCAACGGGAGUCCAUUCAAACAAGUUUAUAAUCCUGGUGUCGUCGACACGUCGAAAAUUGCAGUACUUAAUGAAACCGAAAUAAUCGUUGUCAACAAAGGUGUUUAUUCCCCUCUGAAGAUUGAUGCGCGUGACAAGUAUGAGAAUCAUUGUGAACUUGACUUUACUGUUCACACGUGUGAAGUUCAUAUUAAACAGGCUGGCUUGAAUGGACGAGUUGUUGAUUCUGAGCCAUUGUUCUUUGCCAAUGAAGACAGAGGUCGAAAUGUUUUGCACAUUAAGCUGGAGGAUGAAGGCUGUUUUCAUGCAUCGAUCACGUGUCAAGGGAGGCCAUAAAACGGUGUAUUUGAUAUUGUAUCUUUGAGUGACUGUGCUAUGGGGAAACUUAACACAAACACAUCUCGAGAUGGUUGGCAUCAAACCUGGUAUGAUGGAUAUCUUCUUCCGUCAGAUUACGAUCCUGACCUGCAGGAAGAAUGGACUGGCAUCCUUAGGCACUCACGUAAAAUAUAUUUUUACUUUUCAUCAAGGCAACUAACUGUGAAAGAGUUUUAUUGCAAGAUAUUUCCGUACAGAUUGUAUUCAUUUAGAAUUUCUCCCUCGACUAAGAUUAUAUUACCAGACUACGACGAAAAUCACCAAAUCUUCUGUGUUGAUGAUGGGAUUCAAUCUGUUGUCAUGUUUUCAUCCACCAAGAGAAGUCUUAUUUUAGCUACUUUUUCUCGGUUUUUACUUCGUAAUAUUGGUGGAGCUGAGACAUUCCUAGAAAAAGACGAUAUUUUUUCAAAGCUCUUCAAGCACAUCUUCCAGGAAUAUUACAAACCAAGAAAGAAGAUUUCAAUUGAAGUAAAUCGGAGAAAUAUUUUAGAAAGUUCUUUUGAAGCAACAAAGAAUUUUUCGGUAUCCAAGUGGUGCAGGCGCUUUUUUAUAAAAUUUGAAGGCGAACCAGGACAUGACGCUGGAGGACUUUCUAGAGAAUGGAUAUCUAUUUUAUCUGAUGCACUCUUUAAUCCAAAGAAUGAGUUGUUUACUCAUUUCAGCAAGGAAGAUAAACAGUCACUGAUAUGUCCAAACCAAAAUCGACCAUCACGACUGAAAUUAAAGUAUUAUGAGUUUGCUGGUCGCAUUGUGGGCAAAUGUAUUUUUGAGUCUUCGUGCAGCGAGUCACGUCGUUUGAAUAUAAAGGCGAGGUUCAUGAGAUCAUUUCUCGCUCAAGUCAUUGGACUUCGCGUUAACUUUAAGUAUUUCAAGACGGAUGAUAAGCAACUUUAUUCUAACAAGAUAAAAUACAUUCAAGAAGUUGAUCCGGAUGAUCUUGAUUUGGUUUUCUCCGAAGAAGAGUAUGACAACGAUGGCAAUCUUCUUAAGGAAAUAGACCUAAUUCCGAACGGCCAUACAAUAAAGGUUACUGAAAACAACAAAAUGAAAUACCUGGACGCUCUUGCACAAUACAAAUUGAGCGCUCGUGUAAAGAAUGAAAUCGAUGCGUUUAUCAAAGGACUGAAUGAAAUUGUACCUGAUAGUCUAAUUACGAUGUUUAACGAACAAGAGUUGGAGCUUCUUAUUUGUGGGACAAGUGAUAUUAGCGUAAAUGAUCUAAAGAAAAAUCAUCUCGAGUUUGCCAGUGAUGCAUAUUUUGACAAGGUAAUGAAUUGGUUUUGGAAAGCCGCCUCUCUGUUUAAUCAAGACGAUUUUGCUCGAUUACUACAAUUCACAACAGGAAGUUCUCAACUCCCCCCUGGUGGAUUUUCUUCUCUAUCUCCCAAAUUCUUUUCAUCUUCACCACUAAGGAAUGCCUUGCCAAAAGCCCAUACGUGUUUUAACCAGCUGGUAUUGCCUGACUAUUCAAGUUACGAAGAAUUUCAACGUUGUUUGCAUCUUGCUUUAACAGAGGGAUGCGAAGGAUUCAGCUUUGUAUAAUUAACAUACACCAUGUACAAAUUAUAAAAGCCUAGUUUUCUAUUUGUGUAUCAACAUGCAUUAGUAUAUUUGACUAAGUUUCCCUUGAAGUAGAUAAUUUAUUUAAUAUAAUUUGAUAUUUAAAAUGCACAAAAAUCCAACAAA